AUGGCCCAGCACGAUUCACCAGUGAAAGACACAGAUAAUCGUGGAGUGAUCUCCAUGAACAAAAUGGCCUUACACGACUCGCAACUGCAAGAGAUGGAUAAUCUUCGAGAAAAGAUGAGAAAGAAAACCGCCCAAUCCGACUCGCAAUUGCAAAAGAUCAAUAAUUUUGAAGAGAUGAUGCUGAAGAACAUGGCUCAUUACUACACGCAAUUUGACAAAAUGAAUGAUCGUCUUGAGAAGUUGGAGAAAAUGGCCCAGUACGAUUUGCGAAUGAAAGAAAUGGAAAUUCUUGGAGAGAUGAUAAAAAAGGAAAUGGACCAUUUCAUCUCACAAUUGGAAGAAAUGGAUAUUCGUAGAGGAAAUGUGGAAAGGAGAGUGGCAAAGCAAAUGGAAGAAUUGAAUAAUCGAGUAGAGAAGAUGGAGACUGAUAUUAUCCAGCAUGAUUCAAAAUUUGACGAAAUGGGCCGUUGA
This is a messenger RNA of Stylophora pistillata, 471 nucleotides long. RefSeq lists its product as uncharacterized. The record is from RefSeq and is a predicted model, not a curated record. Lineage: Eukaryota; Metazoa; Cnidaria; Anthozoa; Scleractinia; Pocilloporidae.